Messenger RNA from Xyrauchen texanus (razorback sucker), 7012 nucleotides. Its product is annotated as transcription factor MafG-like. Gene Ontology annotation, biological process: regulation of transcription by RNA polymerase II; regulation of epidermal cell differentiation. The record is from RefSeq and is a predicted model, not a curated record. Bases 103 to 762 code for a protein of 219 amino acids. Gene Ontology annotation, molecular function: RNA polymerase II cis-regulatory region sequence-specific DNA binding; DNA-binding transcription factor activity, RNA polymerase II-specific. Gene Ontology annotation, cellular component: nucleus. The transcript is spliced from 3 exons. NCBI's taxonomy places the organism in Eukaryota, Metazoa, Chordata, Actinopteri, Cypriniformes, Catostomidae.
AUCUUUGUUAUUGAUGAAUGUUAAUGUGUGCGUGUCGCUUUAAGAGUCUCGCUGCGCGUUGCGUGGAUCCUUCAUGAAUGAAAGCACGUGAGCAAACAUCAUAUGACGUCUGGCACCAGCGCGAGAGAAAGCGGAUCAACACCAACACAAAAUUCACCGACAACACCGUCAAACUCCCGUGGGAUUCUCUCCGGUGACCGUCAUUUGCUGCUUCACAGGCUUCCGAUCUGUGGUUUGCCUGCGGUUCCUCGUGGCAUGACGACCACUAACAAAGGAAACAAGGCCUUGAAGGUGAAGAGGGAGCCCGGUGAGAACGGGACGAGUCUUACAGACGAUGAGCUGGUGUCCAUGUCGGUCCGGGAACUCAACCAGCAUCUGCGCGGUCUGUCGAAAGAAGAGAUCCUGCAGCUAAAACAGCGCCGGCGGACGCUCAAGAACCGCGGCUACGCUGCCAGCUGCCGUGUGAAACGUGUCACUCAGAAGGAGGAGCUAGAGAGGCAGAAGGCGGAGCUACAACAAGAAGUGGAGAAACUCGCCUCUGAAAACGCCAGUAUGAAAGUGGAGCUGGAUGCGUUGCGCUCCAAAUACGAGGCUCUGCAGAGUUUUGCCAGAACUGUGGCCCGAGGGCCCGUGGCACCCGUUUCUAAUGCGGUCGCUCCCCGCGGGCCCUUUGCGUCUGUCAUCGGGCCCCUCGUUCCUGGCAAGGUGGGAGCUACGAGUGUCAUCACGAUAGUUAAAUCUAAAACUGACGCGAGGUCUUAGUGCCCUACAGAGGGAGCGAGAGAGAGUGUUGGUCAGUGCAUGAUGGUUUAGGCGCAGGAUAGAAAUUAAUCAAUGUCAUUUUUGGGGUGGAAAUUAGACAGAAACAGCCUUUCAAUUUUUCCUGGUUCAUGGCUCACUAAAGGAGAAAAGCACAUCUAGGACGGUUAAUUCACUUGGGCUUCCAAAAUAGUCUCCAAAUUAUAAACGGAUGUCUAAAGUUCAUUGUGGACGUCUCUGUGUAUUGUGUUUUUUGUAUACAUGAGGUCCAAGUUCAGUGUUUAUGUUGUUGGAAAUAUAGUUUUUUUAGCAUUUGUGCGUUCUUUAUUUUCUCUUUGGAGAUGCCUCGUUUCUGUCCUUUUGUCUACGGACUGCAGGCACGCAACACUUUAUUAACGUUCAGGCUUCCAAACUCUUCCACCGUCUCCAUAUUAUGCUGUGAAACUCAAAGAGAAGAUAAAUAAAAUAGACUUUUUCCAUAUAAUGAGAUGGAAUGUAAUAAAGAAGCAUCAGCCAAUGAGAAACUCCAUUUACCUGAGCCUAUGCACUGACCAAUCACUGAUGGGCAGGAGGAGAGGAGGCGGAGUCAGUCGUGCUGAUGUUGUUCAUAUGGUAGCUAUCAGGAUCUCACACCAGUUUAUGUGCUAACUCGUCCAUUUACAGGACAGAAAAUACUUUUAUUAUGACAGAUGAGACUUUAUUGGCAAGGCAAUAACAUAUAUUUGUUACAGCUUUUUUUGCUUUGUGGAACCUGUGAAAAUGUUCAAUUUGAUUGUGAAUUGUUUGUUUCAAACAAGAUUAUAAUGUCUGUCAUUGUCAGUAAAUCCAGAGAGAUUUUUCACUGUAUCAAUUGAUUUUUUUUCAUUGUUGAGUAAAAACGAGAUAAGAGAAAAAUACUCAAGCUUCUGCUUUUGAAAGAUGGACCGUCGGGCGACAUAAACUGGUGAUAUCUCACAAGCUUUCCCAUAAAUUUGUUGCUGUGACAUUGCGUAACUAUUCUAAGAAUCGUUGUCUAUAUCGGUGGUGUCUUGAAUUUUAUAUUACAAAAAAUGCAUUAUUUAUAAAACGUUUAAAAAAGAAAUUUAAAGUUGUUUGAUAGCUCUCUUUUUUGCAAUUGUACCAAAAGUGGCUUAACUAUUGAAGUCAAUAGCUUUUUCUAGUGACUAGGCGCGUAAAACUGUGGACUAGCGCGUGUGGUGUGAUUCGUACUGGUGAGGUGGCGCUGUUGUUUACGAUGUGACUCACUUCUGAUUUCAGUCGAACGCAGACGAUGAGCGUGUGUCGUCCGUGAUCUCUGUAGUUUACCAUUUGUUUAGCGGUUGAUAUUUUCGAUACUCAUUGAUCUUUUCCACGAGAGUUUGAAAGUUUGCUUUCGGUUAAAUGGACACACUCGAAGCGAAGCGUGUUUGUUGCGCAAGAAGACUUCUCAGGACAGCGUAAAUACUUCAAGGGUGUCUGUUGUGAAACUACUGCCUCAUCCUCUGCGUUUGAGUACUUUCAUGUGACGUGUAAUUUUAUACAUUUUUAGUGUAAAACGUUUCUAUGGUAUAUUACAGUAUAUUUGUUUGUUUGUUUUCCUUCUAUUUGACUUGUUUUCUUUAAAUGCCAGGGAAGUGACUCCCGUAUCUGCACUGUUUUAAACGAAACAAACGAGCGAUGCAUCUCCGCUGUGUGACGUUUAGUUUGACGUACGGCUGCUCUCGAUGCUGCAACACUGUUUUCUCGCAAAAGAAAACCUGAAAACAAUUCGUAUUUUUAUAUAUAUAUAAAUAGUCAAAUUCUUCCCCUUUUCGUUUGGCCAAUACAUUUUCCAUUUAGAAAAGACACAAAAAUACUCACUAUCAUAAGCAUGACCAUUAUUGUGCUGCGUCUCGUCUGAAUUACCGUAAUUACUCUUAGAUUGGACUCGGAACGGUUCACAUCCUCAGAAAUGAUUCGUUUCUUUAUAGCAAAGCUCAAAAUGCCAAAAAUGAUCCAUGUGCGGCUUUGAUGUUGAUGACGUCACUACAUUAAUUCACCUCUAAAUGCACCUAAAGCUACGAAAACGCAUCAGGUAAUAUUUGCUAUAAUAAAAUGACAUUCAAUUGUACAAUGUCUCGUGAUCACGAUUGAAGCCAUGGCAAUUUUGGUUUUUUUUACGUCAAAUUCAGUGUUUCAAACUUGAAAUUAUGAAUUUCACAAGACUUGAGUGGUUUUCACUACUCAAACUCGUAAUUACCGUAAUUCCGACAUGACGUGAGUGCAGCAUUAAUGGUUUUAAAAACAGUACAAGGUCUUGCCAAUACUACCUAAUUACCUUUAGCUUUUGAAGCACGGCAAUUUUGGUUGUUUGAACAAAGAAUUUCGAUUUUCAAAUUUGUAAUUGCUCGUUUGAUGUUAGCGUUUAUUUAGUUGUUUAUUUUUUUUUUUUCUUCUCGGAAACGUGUAAUUAUGGUAUUUCUGCCGUGAUGUGAAUGCAGCAUUCACUGCAAACCAACAACUGUGAGUGAUUUCUGUCGUACAGCUCAAGAUUUUUCUUGUUUAGCACAAAGAUGUCUGAUUUUGAGUCGAUCUCAUAGAAAUGUACAGCACAUAUUUGCUUUCUACUUAAUUUACGAUUAAAGAAUUGCCUUUGGAAGUUUUUUCAUAUUGCGCUGAUCUGGCAUUUUAAAAACAAAUUUGUUGUUGGUAUAUUUGUGACAAUUUAUUUUUAAUUUUUGUUGUAAAUUAACUGAAAAUCGUCCUCUAACUGGCUAAUCUGUGAAAUAGUUUUGUAACAAAGUCUUUGGUCCAUCUCGCCAUUGCUUUCGUGACCAAUGGUAGCGUUCUAUUGGCUGUGGCAGUUCUGUGGCGUGUCGCACAUUCUAUACGCAACGUGUCGAAAGGUUUCAGAGAAAAUAAAUCUAGAUCUUGUAGCUUACUCGCAAACAAUGAUAAUGUGAUUUGUGUGUUUGUGUGUCAGGUUGCACUUCUGCCCAAUAAUGGAACUGAUGUUCCAAACUUUUCUUCCGAAUGUUCCUCAUGUUGUCGUUAUGGUCGUCGUGGUGAUUUGGUGUAAAAAAAGUGGCCCUAUGAACUAAAUGCAAAUCAGCUGGCAGUAGGAAAGAGUCAUGACCUCUCAAUAGGAAUAUAGUUUUUUGUCAUCCGUAAAUAAUCGCUUAUGAGGGUGCAACACUAACAUAUCUGCAGAACAUUCAACCAAUUGAUGAUUGCCGUCUGAUCGGAUUUACCCAAAAAGGGCUCUGCAACUGAGGACUAAACUCAAAUUUUAUAUUUUCAUUUAAUUCAGUCUUUCUGUUUUUGAAACGGUGCCAUGUCCCGAGAGGUAAAAGAAAGGGUUCUCAAUAGUAAAGUAAGACAAUCCUGAGAAUAGCCGCUCUGAUAAAUGUCUUAAAAAUGUCUUAUACCUGCUUACAAUUCUUAAAGGAAUAGUUCUGUCAUCGUUUACUCUGCCUUACUUACAAACCCACAAGACUGAAAUUCUUUUGUCUGUCCUUUUAGAAGUGCGAUAGCCCCUGAACAUUUGCUGAACAUCUUUUUGUGUGUUGGUGGGUAAAUGAUGACAGAAUUUAAUUUCUGGGUGAACUGUUCCUUUAAGACUCAGUCUGAUUGACCCAUUGGUCAGACCGUGAUUGACAGGGGUCAAAGAGUUGCACUGGACAGUUCAAAUUUCAGAUGUAGACUUUUCAUAAGCAGAUCAAUAGCAUGCAAUUGGUCGAGCUGGACGAUCCCCUGUGUCCGGUUAUGUUGCUGGGCAAAAUGUGCACUACCUCUGAAUUCAUGGCUUUGCCCUACUUCUCCUACAAACUCUUCAGACUUCUACAUUGUCUUGACUUUUAUUCGUUCUUGUCAAGCCCCAAUGUGUUUCUGCUUUUAAAAACACAAUUUUUGUUGCCUUGUGGGACGUGCAUUACAAUGUUUCAUUUCAAGUUGAGGAAAAAUGAGUUUGAAACCUUCAAAGACUAUCUUUCUCUGCUUUCCUGUUAAUGUUUAAAGGGUAGUUCACCCAAAAAUGAAAACUCUGUUAUUAUUUACUCUUUAUUUACCCUUUUUGAAGAAUCUUCAUGCAGGUCUUGACAUGCAACAACAGUUCAUAGUGACUACAAUCCAAAAAGGAGAUAAAAAUAUCAUCACGUGAGUUCAUAUGAAAGCCAAAUGAUAGAUUUGUUUGGGAAACAGAAUAAGGAAAUUAUUGGUGAUUAUUGUUUUAACUCAAAAUCAACAUAUGUUUUGCAUAAAGAAAAUUAAUCCAUUAGGGCCAUUAAGAUUUUUUACAUUGUGACAUUAUUGUUUUCCAUUAACCACAUUUUAUCCUCAAUAUGUAUUAACAAAACUUCAAAAGAUGGUCAUUAUUAUAUUCUCAUUACCACAACAUGAAAAAAUUCUAUAUAUAUUUUUAAUUGGGAACUAUUUAUAUAUUAUAGAAGUAACCUUGAUACACAUUUUAAUUAAAUCAUGUACAAUAACAACUUUUUUACUAUAAAACAGAAAACCAAAAAUGACAGUAUUUUGAUAAUGAGAGUCGUCAUUGAAAACAAGCGGAAAACAUCCAGAUGUGUUACGGUAAUGAGAAUCAUCAUUGAAAACGGGGGGAAUAGUACAAAUAAAACAUCCUUAUGCAUUACGGUAAUGAGAAUUGUCAUUGAAAACGUCAGGGAAUAGUAAAAAUAAAACAUCCAGAUGCGUUACGGUAAUGAGAAUCGUCAUUGAAAACGGGGGGAAUGGUACAAAUAAAACAUCCAGAUGCGUUAUGGUAAUGAGAAUCAUCAUUGAAAACGGGGGGAAUAGUACAAAUUAAACAUCCAGAUGCGUUACGGUAAUGAGAAUCGUCAUUGAAAACGGGGGAAUAGUACAAAUUAAACAUCCAGAUGCGUUACGGUAAUGAGAAUCGUCAUUGAAAACGGGGGGAAUAGUACAAAUAAAACAUCCAGAUGCGUUACGGUAAUGAGAAUCGUCAUUGAAAACGGGGGGAAUAGUACAAAUAAAACAUCCAGAUGCGUUACGGUAAUGAGAAUCGUGAUUGAAAACGGAGGGAAUAGUACAAAUAAACCAUCCAGAUGCGUUACGGUAAUGAGAAUCGUCAUUGAAAACGGGGGAAAUAGUACAAAUAAAACAUCCAGAUGUGUUACGGUAAUGAGAAUCGUCAUUGAAAACGGAGGGAAUAGUACAAAUAAACCAUCCAGAUGCGUUAUGGUAAUGAGGAUUGGGGAAGAUUUUUAGUGAAUAACGACUUCAAUUUAUGUCUGUUCACCAACAAAGCUAUCGUAUUACUUCAGAAGAAUUGGAAGAAACCACACAGUUGAUAUGAGCUUCUUUUAUGCUUUUUGUCCGUUUUGGAGUCACUUGACACUUUCAUUGUAUGAAAAAGAGCAGUGCAAACAAUCUGCUAAACAUCUGCUUGAGUUUUCCACAAAAAAAUUAAGAAAAAGAAAAAAGCAGGAUACAGGUUUGCAACAAUAUCAGGGUGGGUAAAUAAUGACAGUAAUUUUAGUGUGAACUAUCCCUUUAAGACAGUCUAAUGCUAGUUCUGUGUGCUUUAGCUGUUUGGAAGGUUUCAAUCAUUUACUCCUUAUCAAGGUGCUUGACGGAUCGCUCACAUGUUGGCUCUUGUUUAUAAACCGCUCGUAACGACACACAUGACUUUUCCUUUAGAUUCACAACUGUCGGGUCAGUAAAACGAGGAAAGAGCCGUGUUUCUGAGUCGAUGCACUGUUGUUGCUGUUCAUUGCAUCCUGAAAGUUGUUUGUGUUCUAUAGAAGUGAAAUAAUUUGUUGCCGCUCUUGAGAGAUGUAGAUUUCAGCUUUGUAAUAUUCUGUUCUUGUUUACUGUUGUCUUUUGAAUUCAACUUCUUCCCCUUUUUACAUUUGAUUUCCCUUUUCUCAACGUCACCAGAGUCGCAUUGAUAUGAGUGACUCUACAAGCUUACUGGACUGCAGUUUAUCUCUAUCAACAUGUCAACAGUCAGAUAUGUCAAGCUAUAAAUAGCUGUGAGUUUAUUAUUAUUAUUAUGAUGGAUUUGUUUUGUGUAAAAAAAUCAAUGAAUGGUUUUGUUGUUUUUCUGUACAGGUGUGUUCAGAUAUACUAGUUCUUUGUAUUGGAAAAUAUAGAUACCGUGAAAGUCCAUUUAAUUGUAAGUAUUUAUCAACUAAGUAAUAUAUUGUAUUGGUAUAUAAUGAUGAAAUUAACUGUAUCAGUCAGUCUGGGGCGUCCUUUAAUUUAUUGAUGUAUAUACUGUAUGUUUGUGGAUAUACAGCUUACUUUAUUUUAUAUAUGA